AUGAACAGGGUAGAAUCUGAACUGGAGGCUCUUACUCUACUUCAUACGGAAUUAGAAAACCACUGCAUUGAAUCCAGCUCAUCAGACACCUUUUUUCUGUUCAGAACUGAACUUCUACUGAGCACCUCAAUUUUGAGCCGCUAUGUCCAUGUACCAAACUCCUGGGAGGUGAAGUAUCUUAUUGCAAAUCGCUACCUCAGAAGAAAUAGCACUGAACAAGCAGCAGAGCAUUACAUGGAUCUGAUGACUGCAUUGCUUCAUGAAACUCAGCCAGAUAGUAUAUAUCCCAGCCCCGCUCCCCUACCCAGGCUUCCGUUGAUUUAUCUGGAAGCCGCCACAGCUCUGCUAGAAACUGAGAAGUUGCAGGACGCUAUCACAGUAAGCGAAGAAGUGUUGGAAAAUCUCAGUCACAUCACAGCUGGCAUUACAAGCAUAGUGGAAGCAGAGACCAGUCAAGAGUCUAAAUCUCACACUGAAAGGGUGAACUGUGUUUUAUGGGCCUCCACAGCUCACUUCCUUCAAGGAGAAGCUCAAGGGAAGCUGGCAAAUCAUAAAGAGUCAGUUACUGCAUACACCAGGUGUAUAAACCUAACGACAAAAGUUCAGUUUGCUGACUCUGGAUCUUUGAAGGCUACUGAUCACAUUAAAGAGCAUCACAUAUUUACAGUUCUGAAAGCAGCAGCGUUUCUGGGCAGAAGUUGCCAGUUUUUGCAAAUG
Staurois parvus is the source of this 717-nucleotide messenger RNA. Lineage: Eukaryota; Metazoa; Chordata; Amphibia; Anura; Ranidae. The record is from the annotation of a GenBank genome assembly.